AUGGCUCCCUCCCGCCCGGAGGAGGACGACGUGCGUGUAGCGGGCGACCCCAAGGUCCCCCCUUCCUGCGAGGACGCAGAUAUUGCACCGGCAGUACAAACUUCGAGGAGGCGCCAGCCACGUGUGCGCCCCGUCGACAUCGAGCACCAGUGCGGGGUCUCGCUAGGCGAGGAUCGCAGAUGCGGCGCGGCGUUGGCAUGCAAGCGGCACUCCAUAGGCGCGAAACGCGCCGUCGCCGGGCGAUCCGCGCCGUUCGACCAGCUGCUUGCCGCCUCUCUAGAGGAGAGAGUUUGA
Molecule: messenger RNA, 294 nt
Organism: Colletotrichum graminicola M1.001
Lineage: Eukaryota; Fungi; Ascomycota; Sordariomycetes; Glomerellales; Glomerellaceae
Exons: 2
Coding region: 1-294 (97 amino acids)
Biological process (GO): RITS complex assembly; regulatory ncRNA-mediated heterochromatin formation; regulation of transcription by RNA polymerase II
Cellular component (GO): SAGA complex
Source: RefSeq, a predicted model, not a curated record